AUGAUAUUAAAAUUUAUAUAUUAUUUAUUAUUAUUCUAAUUCUAUAAACUAAUUAAAUCUAUUCUAAAUUUCUAAAUUCUAUUAGUUAAUUAAAUUAAAAUAUUAUUCCUCAUUAAUUCUAUUUAUUGUUAUAUUCCUAUACAAUGAAAACAAAGAUAUCAAGUUUCGUGAAAAUGGCAAGAAUCAUGCGACCAUAUUAUGUACGUACAGCCACCACAUCGUCUACUGGAGCAUUAUUGCCUGAACCACAAAAAAUUCCAUUUGGGCUAGUGGGUAUAAUUUUUACAGUUGUGCCGGGGUUAUUAAUUGGAGCCACCAUUAGUAAAUAUAUGGCUAAUUUUCUAGAAGAAAACGAAUUGUUUGUUCCAUCAGAUGAUGACGACGACGACGAUUAAAAGUAUUUAACAAUAGUACAUAUUGUAUUUUAUCUUGAGAUGAUUGUUGUUUACAUUUUUAUCUAGCCCUUAAAUUCUUUUGCCUUAAUGUUAUUGAACUACUUAAUUGUAUUUAUAGCUACCCGAAAAAAUUAUUUAUUGUUUAUUAAAGGUAUACAUAGUAUAAUUAUAAUGAAUAGUUAUAACUAUUUUAAUAUAAUUCUCUAGUCAUUUAAUUGUUUAUAUUAUCAAUUGUUUGUUAAAAAUGUUUAUAUUUUAUUAUUUUAGUGUGCAUAUACCUACCUAUAUACCUAUCAUUAUAACUUAAUGAAAAUAUAUAUUUAAAAUAUUCACUUAAUUAGUUUAUAUAGUUUAUCAUUUAUCACAGUUAGGAAUUAUGUUUUAUAUAAGUUGUAUACAUAAAUAAUUGUUGUCAUUUAAAAUGUCUAGAUUUUUACUUAAACAGUUAUAAAUCUUUUGUAAUACAUAACUUAAUAAAAUUCUCAAUUUUCUUGUGUGAUAAAUACAUGCUACUAUUAAAAUGCAA
Molecule: messenger RNA, 921 nt
Organism: Rhopalosiphum padi (bird cherry-oat aphid)
Lineage: Eukaryota; Metazoa; Arthropoda; Insecta; Hemiptera; Aphididae
Gene: EMRE
Product: essential MCU regulator, mitochondrial
Exons: 1
Coding region: 144-395 (83 amino acids)
Biological process (GO): calcium import into the mitochondrion; mitochondrial calcium ion homeostasis
Cellular component (GO): uniplex complex; mitochondrial inner membrane
Source: RefSeq, a predicted model, not a curated record